CCUGAGCCGCAUGGCCACAGAACCCAGGUGGAGAGGAGAGCGGAUAUCCUUAAGGAGGGCGUUGGGAUGGGGCACCAGGCCGAACGGGAGAGAUUUAGGACCUGGGAGAGCCAUGGGAGACGGGGAACUCAGGAGAUAGCGGUCAGCCGGGCCACCCCUGCGCGGGGCCUGGGAGACCGCAAGCACUCAGCAGGAAUGCGCGUGUGGUGGUUGCCAUACCAACAUACAAGUCAGCACACACCCUCCUCUGAAGGAAAAGGGAAAGUGGUGGUGGCGGGGGAUGGGGGAUUUCAUUCUCCUGAGGUCCAAAUUCGUCACGCGGAUGUUGCACGAGGGAACGAAUCCCCCAAGUCCUUUGGAGGCAGAGCGCAAGUCGCAUCGCGCUUCGGAGCCUCGGUUUCUGCAUCUAGCAAAUGAAGACAAGAUUAUUGGUUCCGAGUGCCCCCGAACAGUUUUAUGGAGAGUAACGGUCCGGGCCAGCACCCCGUUCUAGCUGCCCAUCCAAGGAGUGGUUUUGAGCCCCUAGAUGACACCUGCGACCCCACCCCGCCCCCAGGCCUGGUCGCCAUGGCCCUGCUCCUGGCCCUCUUCCUAGCGCUCCUGGCAGGUGCCCAUGCCGAGCUCCCGGGCUGCAAGAUCCGCGUCACCUCCGCGGCGCUGGAGCUGGUGAAGCAGGAGGGGCUGCGCUUUCUGGAGCAAGAGCUGGAGACCAUCACGAUCCCGGACCUCCACGGCAAAAAGGGCAAUUUCUACUACAACAUCUCCGAUGUGAAGGUCACACAGCUGCAGCUGAUCUCCUCGGAGCUCCACUUCCAGCCGGACCAGGAGCUGUUGCUGCACAUCUCCAACGCAUCCCUGGGGUUGCACUUCCGGAGGCAGCUUCUCUACUGGUUCUUCUAUGAUGGAGGCUACAUCAAUGCCUCGGCCGAGGGCGUGUCCAUCCGCACAGGUCUGCAGCUCUCCCAAGAUCCCACUGGUCGGAUUAAAGUGGCCAAUGUCUCCUGUGAGGCCUCUGUCUCUAGAAUGGAUAUGGCCUUCGGGGGGACCUUCAGGGGGAUAUAUAACUUCUUCUCCACAUUCAUCACUUCUGGGAUGCGGUUCCUCCUCAACCAGCAGAUCUGCCCUGUGCUCUACCAUGCUGGGACGGUGCUGCUCAACUCUCUCCUGGACACGGUGCCCGUGCGGAGUCCUGUGGAUGAGCUUGUCGGCAUUGACUAUUCCCUUGUGAAGGAUCCUGUGGUCUCCAACGGCAACCUGGAUAUGGAAUUCCGGGGAACAUUCUUCCCCCUGACUGAGGGGAACUGGAGCCUCUUCAACAGGGCAGUGGAGCCACAGUUGGAGGAGGAGGAGCGGAUGGUGUAUGUGGCCUUCUCUGAGUUCUUCUUCGACUCUGCCAUGGAGAGCUACUUCCAGGCGGGAGCCCUGGAGCUGACGCUUGUUGGUGACAAGGUGCCCAGUGACCUGGACAUGCUUCUGAGGGCCACCUAUUUUGGGAGCAUUGUUCUCCUGAGCCCCUCAGUGAUUAACUCCCCACUGAAGCUGAGGCUGCAGGCCGUGAGCCCCCCACGCUGCACCAUCAAGCCCUCGGGCGCCACCAUCUCCGUCACUGCCAGUGUGACCAUCACCUUGGCCCCGCCCAUGUUGCCGGAAGUCGAGCUGUCCAAGAUGAUCAUGGAAGCCCGUCUCAGUGCUAAGAUGACACUGCGAGGCAAGGCACUGCGAACGAAGCUGGACCUUCGCAGGUUUCAAAUCUACUCGAAUCAGUCAGCGCUGGAGUCUCUGGCCCUGAUCCCACUGCAGACCCCGCUGAAGACACUGCUGCAAAUUGGAGUGAUGCCCAUGCUCAAUGAGCGCACCUGGCGUGGGGUGCAGAUCCCCCUCCCUGAGGGCAUCAAUUUUGUGCGUGAGGUGGUGACGAAUCACGCGGGCUUCCUCACCGUUGGGGCUGACCUCCACUUUGCCAAAGGGCUUCGAGAAGUGAUUGACAAGGGCCGUCCCGCCAUCGUUGUGGACUCCGGCGUCCCUCCACCCUCGACAGCAGCUGCCUGAGUCCUUCCUCCCACCCGGGAGCUGGCGUUGAGGAACUGUGUCUUCUCAGCAGCGGCCCUCCCCCUUCCCAUUCACAGCCAGUAGUGUCCCCAGUGCCACAGAGAAGAAUUCGGUUUGAAGCUAUACCCGAUUUAAUUUCAUGAUCAGUCAACUGUCAAUUACAAUCCAUCCAUCCCUCUCCA
Messenger RNA from Onychomys torridus (southern grasshopper mouse), 2231 nucleotides. RefSeq names its product phospholipid transfer protein (gene Pltp). Gene Ontology annotation, biological process: phospholipid transport; high-density lipoprotein particle remodeling; ceramide transport. NCBI's taxonomy places the organism in Eukaryota, Metazoa, Chordata, Mammalia, Rodentia, Cricetidae. The coding region runs from base 457 to 2049 and encodes 530 amino acids. The transcript has 15 exons. Gene Ontology annotation, molecular function: phosphatidylcholine binding; phosphatidic acid transfer activity; ceramide transfer activity. The record is from RefSeq and is a predicted model, not a curated record.